AUGACUAUGAUAGCUGUUAUGAGUGGCAAGGGCGGAGUCGGGAAGAGCUCAAUCUCGAUAAUGCUUAGUACGAUGAUGUCUGAGAGGAAGAAGACGUUGCUCUUGGACUUUGACUUGUGUGGGCCAAGCAUAGCCGGCGGACUUGGAGUCAGAGAAAGCAUCUACAAAGGAGAAAAGGGAUUGGUUCCAGUAAAGGUGACUGAAAACUUGUAUAUGCUUUCAAUGGCGCUGCUUAUGAAGGACAAUGACUCUGUCAUAUGGAGAGGCCCAAAAAAGAUAUCUGUUCUGUCAAUGUUUUAUGAAUCCAUUGAUGGGUUUGAGAAUGUGAUUAUUGACAUGCCACCUGGGAUAUCUGAGGAGCACGAGUUCCUGGUUGGGAAGGAUGCAUGUGCUUUGAUUGUCACCACGCCCCAGAAUGUAUCUCUCGAAGACUCCUCAAGAGCCAUCAACUUUUGUAUCUCGAGCGGAAUUAGGGUUUCUGGGCUGAUUGAAAACAUGAGCGGGUACCGCUGUGAAUGCUGUGGAAGCUUGACAAAUAUACUUGGGUCUAGGGGUGGAGAAAGGCUUUCCAAGGAGAUGGAGGUUCCUUUUGUAUGUAGACUACCUAUAGAUCCUCUAUUAUGCGAGGCAUUGGACGAGGGAAGAUUCGUAGAGAAAUGCGAAUCGAUAGACACCUACGUGGGAUUCAGAAAGUCUGUUUUGGAGAUAGUGAACAUUUGA
Molecule: messenger RNA, 720 nt
Organism: Encephalitozoon hellem ATCC 50504
Lineage: Eukaryota; Fungi; Microsporidia; Unikaryonidae
Product: MRP-like protein
Exons: 1
Coding region: 1-720 (239 amino acids)
Biological process (GO): iron-sulfur cluster assembly
Cellular component (GO): cytosol
Molecular function (GO): iron-sulfur cluster binding; ATP binding; ATP-dependent FeS chaperone activity
Source: RefSeq, a predicted model, not a curated record